AGAUAACAAUUUAGAGUUCCUUUUAAUACGUUAUUUCUAAAUGACACACUUAAAAUGUCGCCUUUGAUUCUGUUGCUUAUAGUGUUUCGUUUAGUUUAUGGAGUUGAAAAGAAACUGAUUCUACAUGAUGAAACUGAUAUAACCCGGGAAAUUCUUCAGCUGAAAUCUGAUGUCAGUACACUCAAAAGUGAAAAUGCGGACCUUAGAAAAAUUGUUGGAAAUUUUAACUCCUUGAAUCAACAUUCUGCUGGUCACCAUUUCAUACGUUGGGGCCGCAGUGAAUGUCCGGGAAAUGGAUCUGAGAUCAUAUACAGAGGAUAUACCGCUGGAAGCCAGUAUAAUCAACCAGGAGGAGGCUCAAACAAUCUCUGUUUACCGGAGCAUCCAACCUUUGAGAAGUACAUAGACUCUGUUGACCAGUGGCGUGGACAUUUAUAUGGCACUGAAUAUGAAAAUUUAAAUGCUGAAUCAAUGACGAUGUUUGGAUAUACAACUAUUAACGAAGAUGUCCCGUGUGCUGUAUGUAAAACUACAAGGAGUGUCUUAAUGAUUCCAGGGCGAGCAGACUGUUAUCCUGGCUGGACAUUGGAAUACAAAGGCUAUUUGAUGUCCGCGUACCACAACUACGCAUCUAACGGGGACUUCCUUUGUGUUGACGCAAAACCAGAUUUCGUACCACACGGAGAAGGCAAUCACAACGAUCACUUAUUGUAUUUCGUUGAAAGUCGGUGUGGUGCCCUUCCUUGUCCACCAUAUGUUAACGGAAGAGAGCUGUCAUGCGUUGUAUGUUCAAUAUAAAAAGGUCUUACUUGUAUUCUAUUUCAAUACAUACUGAAAAUGAUUA
Mercenaria mercenaria is the source of this 844-nucleotide messenger RNA. RefSeq lists its product as uncharacterized. The record is from RefSeq and is a predicted model, not a curated record. Lineage: Eukaryota; Metazoa; Mollusca; Bivalvia; Venerida; Veneridae. The coding region runs from base 55 to 798 and encodes 247 amino acids. The transcript has 3 exons.